Molecule: messenger RNA, 804 nt
Organism: Phragmites australis (common reed)
Lineage: Eukaryota; Viridiplantae; Streptophyta; Magnoliopsida; Poales; Poaceae
Exons: 1
Coding region: 59-586 (175 amino acids)
Source: RefSeq, a predicted model, not a curated record
UCACCGCAAAUCAGUUGCCACAGCUGACCAAGCUCUGCUUAUCUGCUCCGCGUUUUGGAUGAUGGCGAGAGCCGCCACGCCGGCCCGGCGGCCGCCGAGCGCCAAGGCGGCGGCAUCUUCGCACCCCGCCGCGCCGGCGCUCCUUCCCAGUGGCCGCGUCAGCCUCGCCGCCCGCGGGGUCAGCUCGCGUCCGCACCCACCGGCCGGCACCCCAUCCGCCCGCCUCGCGCUUCCCGCGGCGCCUAGAGGCCUCCCAGCCCCGCCACGGAAGCGCGCGUGCGCGUGCUCGCCCACGACGCACCCGGGCUCGUUCCGCUGCGCCCUGCACAGGGGGCAAGGGCAAGGAGGCCGCCUCCCCUCCUCCGCGCCGGUGUCGAGCAGGCUGAGCGACGCGCGGCGGCCGUCGAUGGCCAGCCCGCUGGUGCGCAUCGCGGCAGUGGAGGGCGGCGACCACGUCAGGCGCGCGCUGGCGUCCCUCGUCCGCCCUCCCUGGCAGCAGCACCAUCGCCGCCGCGCCGCCUUCCACCCGCGGCCCAGCCGCCUCUCCGCCAUGUCCGCGGCAUCGGACGACGAGCCAUCGCCAUGACACCAUGAAGAUCUCAGCUUUCGAUUCCUCGCUGCACGCUUGCCGCGUCAAUUUUGUUGUCCACGUGUAAUUUUCAUUCCUUGAUUUGUUUUACCCCCUAGCACCUCUGCCUGCCACUCUGUUCUCCCAGGAGUCCGGACAUUUUGCAAUCUAGCAGAGGUCGCUCGUAUCUGAAGGCAUUGUACAUUACUACACCAGCUGUUCUUUUCUGGACGCCA